CACACUCACACACUCACUCACUCUGUUCCAAACAACAACACAAUAAUAAGAUCUCCAUGUCUAUGAAAUGAUCCUCUCUUUAUCAUUGAUUUAACAAAACAAUGCUUCUCUUAGCUACUUCUUCUCUCUUUCUUCCUUCUCCUUCCAAGCUUCACCGCUACCUCAAUCCUUCUUCUUCUUCUUCUUCUUCUUCUUCUCACUUGAUUCCCUUCUCUUCUUCCCUUUCGAAAAUCAUAACCCCACUUCACUCGCACACCCCAAAACCACAACCCUCACCCCUUUUCUGUUCAUCAUCUCCUUCUCUGCAACAACAAUCUCUUUCAUUUUCUCAGAUGCAGAAUGAUAGCUUGUUGUACUCCAGAGCUUAUUGGGUCACUGAAUCCAUCAUUGCUUGGAACAUUGACAUUGUUGAAAACGGUUUUUGUUCCUUACUUGCUAGCAAGGAUGCUUCUUUCACCAUUUCAGAUAAUCAAAUUCAAGGUGAGGAUGUGAAAAUUAAGCUUCAAGAGGAUAGGUCUGGCCUUCCUGCAAAGGUGGUGGAGAAAUUCCCACAUAUUCGAGGUUACAAAGCUUUCAAAUUGCCACCGGAUUCGGAUGUCAAAUCUCUUCUUAAAUCCCAAUUAGCUGUUGCUGUUUAUGAUUCUGAUGAGAAAUGCAGGAACUGUACUGGUUUGCAGUUACCUGGUGUCUUAGAUGAGCUUUUCUCGUAUAACGGUCCGCUUGGUGCGCUUUACUCAGAUGAAGCUGUGUCACUUUCCUUAUGGGCACCUACUGCUCAAGCAGUAAAUGCUCAUAUCUAUAAGUAUCCAUCAGGAGAUGAUCCGAUAGAAGUUGUUUGCCUUGAAGAGGAAGAUGGUGUCUGGAGAAUAAAAGGACCAAAAAGUUGGGAAGGUUGUUAUUAUGUUUAUGAAGUAUGUGUUUACCAUCCUAGCACCUUACGGGUUGAAAAAUGCUAUGCAAAUGAUCCAUAUGCUAGAGGACUUUCAGCAGAUGGCAGACGAACUUUUCUAAUUAAUAUUGACUCUGAUGAAUUAAAACCGGAUGGAUGGGAUAAUCUGGCAGAUGAGAAACCUGUUCUACAUUCUUUCUCUGAUAUAAGCAUAUAUGAAAUGCAUAUAAGGGAUUUCAGCGCCAAUGACCUCUCCGUGGAACCUGAAUUUCGUGGUGGUUAUCUGGCCUUUACAUUGCUGGAUUCAGCCGGGGUACUUCAUCUAAAGAAGUUGUCUAGUGCUGGUAUCACCCAUGUCCAUUUGUUGCCAACUUUCCAGUUUGCCGGUGUCGAUGAUCAAAAGGAGAACUGGAGAUAUGUAGAUACCUUGGUACUGGAAAGUUUUCCACCCGAUUCAGAUCAGCAACAAGCUCUUAUUACAGCCAUCAAAGACCUCGAUGGAUUUAACUGGGGGUACAACCCUGUUCUUUGGGGUGUUCCGAAAGGAAGUUAUGCAAGCAACCCGAAUGGCCCCUACCGUACAACCGAGUUCCGUAAGAUGGUUCAGGCUCUUAAUCAUAUUGGCCUUCGCGUUGUGUUGGAUGUUGUCUACAAUCAUUUGCAAGGAAGUGGACCGUUUGAUGAACAUUCUGUCCUUGAUAAGAUUGUCCCUGGUUACUAUUUAAGGAGGAAUGCUAAUGGUUUAGUCGAGCACAGUACUUGUAUGAAUAACACUGCUAGUGAGCAUUUUAUGGUUGAGCGUUUGAUUGUAGAUGAUCUUGUACAUUGGGCAGUUAACUACAAGGUUGAUGGUUUCAGAUUUGACUUGAUGGGUCAUAUAAUGAAGAGCACAAUGGUGAAAGCAAAAGAUGCUCUGCUUAGCUUAACAAAACAAAAGGAUGGAGUUGAUGGUUCAAGCAUCUACAUAUAUGGUGAAGGAUGGGACUUUGGUGAAGUUGCCAAAAAUGGACGUGGGAUAAAUGCGUCUCAAUUCAAUCUCUCUCAAACCGGAAUUGGGAGCUUUAAUGAUCGAAUUCGCGAUGCUGUUCUUGGUGGGUCUCCAUUUGGUCACCCUCUUCAACAGGGUUUUGCAACUGGGCUACUCUUGCAGCCUAAUGGUCAUGAUCAUGGAACACAAAAAAAUAUGGAAUCUAUGCUUGCUACAUCAAAGGAUCAUAUCCAGAUCGGAAUGGCAGCAAACCUGCGAGAUUUCAUGCUAACAAAUUCUGAUGGAAAAGAGGUUAAAGGGUCUGAAAUAUUAACGCAUGAUGGGUCACCUGUUGCAUAUGGCUCAUCCCCAGUAGAGACUAUCAAUUAUGUUUCUGCGCAUGACAACGAGACCUUAUUCGACAUAGUGAGCUUAAAGACUCCAAUGGACAUCACUGUAGCUGAUAGAUGCAGGAUAAAUCAUUUGGCAACAAGUAUUAUAGCACUUUCACAGGGUAUACCAUUUUUUCACGCUGGAGAUGAGAUACUGCGCUCAAAAUCGCUGGAUCGGGACUCGUACAAUUCUGGGGAUUGGUUCAACAGGCUUGACUUCACAUGCAAUUCUAAUAAUUGGGGUGUUGGACUUCCUCCACAGGAGAAAAAUGAAAAGAACUGGCCACUAAUCAAACCAAGACUUGCAGACCCAUCCUUCAGGCCUCAGAAGGAUGACAUACUUGCUGCUGUGGAAAAUUUCUUAAACCUUAUGCGUAUAAGGUACUCUUCGCCACUUUUCCGGCUCAGGACAGCAAAUGCAAUUCAGCAACGAGUACGCUUUCUUAAUACUGGACCAUCAUGGGUUCGUGGAGUUAUAGCAAUGAGCAUUGAAGAUGGCCAUGAAGGCUUUCCUGGGUUGCCUCAGCUGGAUCCCAUAUAUUCGUCCAUUGUUGUUGUUGUCAAUGCAAGUCCAAAAGGUGUAUCAUUUGUUUGCCCUUCCCUUCAAUCCAGGAGUUUUGAGUUGCAUCCCAUACAGGCAAUGUCAUCUGAUGAUCUUGUUAGGAGCUCAACAUACGAGGCGCCAUCUGGUUGUUUUCUUGUGCCUCAAAGAACAACAGCUGUGUUUGUAGAGCCAAGAAAAAACUGAUUUGUGGAAUGACAAUAUUCUAUAUUGACAGUUAUGUAUACUAAAUUUUCCUGAAAUUAAACAUCAAUAAACGUCUAAUUAUAUUUAAAACAAUAAUAUUAUG
This is a messenger RNA of Arachis stenosperma, 3099 nucleotides long. Its product is annotated as pullulanase 1, chloroplastic. The coding region runs from base 102 to 2996 and encodes 964 amino acids. The transcript has 28 exons. NCBI's taxonomy places the organism in Eukaryota, Viridiplantae, Streptophyta, Magnoliopsida, Fabales, Fabaceae. Gene Ontology annotation, molecular function: pullulanase activity. The record is from RefSeq and is a predicted model, not a curated record. Gene Ontology annotation, biological process: carbohydrate metabolic process.